GCGCAGGCGCAGAGGACUCUUCCGCCGCUCCGCUCGGUGGCUCUCCGCGGCGCCGGCGGGCUUGGGAUGCUGCAGCUGGCGGUGGGUCGCGGCGCCUCGGCUCCCGCUAGACUCCUGUCUGGUUCCACGAUGCCUAAGAAAGCCGGCGCGACGAGCAAGGCCAGUGGCAAGUCCCGUGGUGUGCAGAGGGUGGGCCACGGGGCUACACCCGCAGGGACUAGAAGCGGCGCCUGGCAGGGUAAAAACCAAACCAAGGAACCAGAGACACCACUUCCUCCUGCAGGGCCUGUGGCAACCGACCCUAAAGGCUGUGUCACCAUUGCUAUCCAUGCCAAACCCGGCUCUAAGCAAAAUGCUGUGACAGAUCUGACCACUGAGGCUGUUGGCGUGGCAAUCGCAGCCCCUCCAUCCGAGGGAGAAGCGAAUGCGGAGCUCUGUCGGUAUCUGUCCAAGGUCUUGGAGCUCAGGAAGAGUGACGUGGUUCUGGAUAAGGGUGGUAAAUCUCGGGAAAAGGUGGUGAAGCUCUUGGCCUCUACGACUCCAGAAGAGAUCUUGGAGAAACUGAAAAAGGAAGCUGAAAAAAAAUAAAGGCAAGAAAUGUUCCAGGCUGUCCCGACAUCCUUUUCUGACCUCCGAGGGCACUUGCAGGCAUGUGGUUCCCGUGUGUGCCCACCAGGCAUACACAUACACAAACAGCCUGGAAUAUGUUACUCUAAUUUCAUGGCUUCACGGGACAGCUGGACAAGCCAAUCAGGACGACCGACCCCACCCUCUGCUGGACACGGUGGUGCCUCUGAUCUGCAGACAUCAGGAGACAGUUGAAGAUCACCGCGUGCAAGACAACAGCGGGAACCUAGCUCCCCUGACUUCCAGCGGCGCCUUGAGCCUCACAUCACCACGGUGUUUGUAGAUUCUGGGGGUUCCUAAUUCUGUUUACAAGUGAAAACCAUUUCAUGCUGCUUUAUAAUCUACCUUCUAUUUUAAGAUGUUUUACUUAAAUGCCAAAAUGUUUUUUAUAUCUUUUAAAAAUUGUAUGGAACAUUUUGUGGAAAAGUAAAUAAUCGUAGACCUGUAACGUAAUGUCAGUUUUGAAAACCUUGUAAAUCUUCAAAUCGAGUUCUUAGGAAUCUCUAAAGAUCUUAAAAGAGUAAAGAAGUGGCGGGGCGAUGGCUCGCGGUUAAGAAGCUUGCUGCUCUUGGAGAGGACUUGAGUUCACUUCCCAACAAUCCAACGUGGGAUGCCUCACAACUGCUGGUAACUCCAAUUUCAAGGGAUCCAGUGCCCCUGAUGUGGGGGCACCUACACUCCUAUGUACACACAUACACAGAGACAGACAGACAGAUACAUACGUAUAAAUUAAAAAUUAAAAAAAAAAAGUCUUUUAAAAAGAGGAGGAGAAAGAUUACCUGGAAGUCCUUUCCAUUUUAAAGCCCACCAGAGAUCACAUCCGUGAGCUGGGUUGUAGCUCAGUUGGUAGUGCGUCCUGCUUUGCACAGAGCCUUGGGUUCAAUCCCCAGCCCUGCAUAAACUGGUGUGGUGGUUCACACCUGUAAUCCUAGCACUCUGGACAUGAGGGCAGGGGGUGAUAAGUUCGCGAUGAUUCUUUCCAUAAUAGAGUUCCAGGUCAGCCUGGGAUACGUGAGCCUGUGUCCCUAGAUCUGUAUAGAUAGCGUGUAUCUCUCUCAAUAACACAUGUUGUCUAUGUCUCUAUGUAGCUAAGAUGAUAAUAAAUACGUUUUACAUGUCUUACCUA
Myodes glareolus (Bank vole) is the source of this 1753-nucleotide messenger RNA. Lineage: Eukaryota; Metazoa; Chordata; Mammalia; Rodentia; Cricetidae. The record is from RefSeq and is a predicted model, not a curated record.